UCCCAAGCUAAACAAGGCAUUCUUACAUAUUUAACAUUCAAAUGCAGAAGCCAAGCUAAGCCAUGGAAGAUUGUAAUCAGGAAAAGCUACACUUCCUGAUCCACACAAAAGCUACAGGUUCUUUGAACAAGAGGCAGAUUGCUAGCAUUUGGGGCUGAAAGCUGGAGGUUAUUUUGGAAUGUGAAAGCUACUUGCUGUUUGGAUCCAUGACAACCAUGUAGACAGUAUUCACUUUAACAAUCUACACCAGCAUGGACCAAGACAUUUGAAACAAAUCUUUCAAGCAGUUGAUGGAGUGCAAUCGGAAAGGUUUCACUGAGGAGGGCAAAAACACAGCAAACUGAUGGGGAAGACACUGGCAGGAUCCGAUCUGAAAGAUACCUCUACUGGAAAAACUCAUCAGGAGGGGGUGCCUCAGGCCCCUGGGAGAUGCAUCAUUCAGGCUCAUCAGCCCAGAUUAAGGAAAAUCCAGAUGGGGUGCAGGUGCUGCAAAAUGAUACAAAGCUAUAUCUUUGAUCCAGAAGAAGCACAAUCAUCUGGAUGCAUUCAUGAAGUAAACAGCUAUAAACACAAUGAACAAGGCAGCAAUAAAUUCAAAUUCAAAGAGAAUAGUGAAAAUGAAGAACCAAAAAACGAACUCCAGAAUGAUGAGGUAAACAAAACAGAAAAUAAAAAUCCAGUAAACAGUACCACAGAAACUCUCUGGAAUCACAGAGGCAAUGAUUCUCAAGAGGAUGGCCUUGUGAAGUGUGCUGCAAAGCUUGAUGUUGCAGUCAAUGGUGGCAACUCCUGUGCUCAGCACUGCAUGCUCAACCCCAACACAAGUCCAGUGAAAGAAAACAGUGAAAAGGGAACCUCCAGCCAGUCAGAGGCUUCUUCAGCCAGCAAUAGAGACUUUUACACCAAAUCAAAUAGGUCUGGACAAGAACUUGACCUAGAGACAGGCAGACAGAGCAAGGUAGCCAGCAAAGUGCCUAACAGUAUUCCAGACUCCCAGUCUGCAGAAGACAGCGUCUUUCUCAAAGGAAACUCGGUACUGGAGACAGAAAACAAUGCCAUAAGACUGCCAGAUAUUGAUUAUCCCCAAAAUGGCAAUCAAACUGGGAACUAUGUUGAAAAAGACAGUUUUUCAGUAAACUGUGCUUAUUCAGACCAAAACACUGGUGCUUCAGCAACACAGGACCAGGACCUUCAUGUAAUCCCACCUUUACCUGUGAAAGAGAGCAGUACUGAACCUUUUAAAACUGACUCUGCAAGUCUGAGUGAGAGCCUUACUGGUGGUAUCACUGCAGUGGCUGUUACCAAAGUCACACAGGCACACACACACACCAACCAUACAGAUGUCAAUGGAGGAACUGAGGAGGAAGAUGCAGAAGUUGCAGCAGCUUUGGCUGCACUGGACGCUGCAACAGCAGGAGAAGACCUGGAAGAUGAUGAUGAGUACUAGAUGGUUUGUUUUUAAUACACUGGGUAAGAUCCAGAUGGUAUUUCUGGAUCAAUAUGAAUAUACAGCACAAAUGGAGAGCUGGUAUGAACAGCAUAUAUAAAAGGAGUUGGGACUAAGCCUCAGCCCUUCAGCUGUUUUAUACAGCCUUUUAAUUUCUACUGCCUGAGGUACAGAAGUUCUUCCUUGACUAAUGGUAAUAUUCUUCUCUAUGGGCCCAAACAGGAGGGCAAAGCAUCAUUUCUUCCACACAGAAUAUUCAGUUGUACACCCACCUCAUCUGGACACAUGCAAGUGUUUCCUUUUUUUCCUCAUGAGGGUCUGUGUACACUGCAUGUUCCAAGUUCACAAAACUCCCAUUAUUUAAAAUAGCACUAUUGAAACCGUGAAGUUAGAAACCACGGAUUUUCAUAAUUUGCAGAAAAAAACGACAUAAGUGAGUCAAAGCUCUAUGAUCUACUGAAACAUGAAAUAGGGAAGGCAGCUUGAACUGAGCUUUACUAUGGCUGUGGUUCCAUUAUGGAUUAAGCCUAAAUCUGUGCCCAUGCACCUGGCAUUAGAAUGAUAACAUAAUUUCUCCCCACACACCUCUCCCUUGACUAUGUUUGAUAUUCCAAGUGUUGCUGCUUCAGUCCCUUAAAACAGCAGAAACCCUGCCAAAUCCAAGAGAUUGGAAAACUUUCUGUUGGCUUAAUGUACUAAAGUAGCUCAUGGAAUAACUGCACACACACUACCAGAGAGGCCAGAGAGAGCUCAGAACUCAGUUCCUACCAGUUUGGAUAGAUUAAAACUGUUGCAAAACUACAGCCUGAAAUCUCUGAACUCCACUAAAUUUUCCAGGUGCACAUCAUCUGUCUUAACAAUACAGUUCUCAUGCAGGUUGUGUCUGCAAGAUGUGUUUUGUUUAUACAAAAACAGCAAGAGUCAAUGUGGACCCACUCCUAGCUCUGCUGUAGUCCCUAAAUUUACAUCAGGAAAGGGAUCAAGCUUCCAAAGUGGAUUAAGCAUAAGAUCUGAAAAUUGUUGCAUUCUUGGAAGGGCUGCAUUUCUAAUAGCAGAAAAAAAAGGAGAUAGCAAUUUGGUGCUGCCAAUUCAGUAAAAGUAUGGUUGAAAUAGAAAGUGCUUCACAUUUUACACUGAAAUUUUGUGGUUCCCAAGUUUUUGUUAUAAACUCCUAAUAAAUUUUUAACCAUAUAAAAAAUGAUCUGGUGGUUUUUGAACUUUAUGCAUUUUAUGAAUAUAAAAGUUACAUUAAAGGAGUUCAAUAAGAUAUAGCCCUCAUUAAUACAUGAAAAGCACCAACAAUGUAUUUACCUACAGUAUAUGCUGAUUUCGAUUUCUCAGAACAUUAAUGAUACUCCUAGGAGCAAUUAAAACAACCUAAAGUCUCAGCUUCUAGAGAACUAUAUUCAACUACAGGCAAGAGUUACAACAUUGUAUCUGUAAAAUAAAAAAGCUUUAUAUGGUUUUAAAGUA
This is a messenger RNA of Catharus ustulatus (Swainson's thrush), 2920 nucleotides long. RefSeq names its product chromosome 5 C4orf19 homolog (gene PGCKA1). The record is from RefSeq and is a predicted model, not a curated record. The transcript has 7 exons. The coding region runs from base 344 to 1447 and encodes 367 amino acids. Lineage: Eukaryota; Metazoa; Chordata; Aves; Passeriformes; Turdidae.